Molecule: messenger RNA, 1635 nt
Organism: Chelmon rostratus (copperband butterflyfish)
Lineage: Eukaryota; Metazoa; Chordata; Actinopteri; Chaetodontiformes; Chaetodontidae
Product: protein PET100 homolog, mitochondrial
Exons: 4
Coding region: 92-328 (78 amino acids)
Biological process (GO): mitochondrial respiratory chain complex IV assembly
Cellular component (GO): mitochondrion; mitochondrial inner membrane
Source: RefSeq, a predicted model, not a curated record
GUCUGGAAACCCGGAAGUAGUGUGAAGGUCUUCGGCACUGUUGGGAGUUUAGAUAACAUUUCACUGGUGCAGGAUCCUAGUCGAUGUGACCAUGGGUGUUAAGCUAGAGGUGUUUAGAAUGGUGCUGUAUCUUUCCUUUCCUGUGGCUAUGUUCUGGAUCUCAAAUCAAGCAGAGUACUUUGAAGAGUACAUAGUAAAGAGAAAGAGGGAGAUCUUCCCCCCUGACGAGGAAACGCAUAGGAAAGAGUUGGAGAACUUCAAAGAGCGGAUGCGUGUUCGUAGGGAGCAGUGGCGAUUAAAAGAGGCUUCUGUGGAAUCUGAGAAUUGAGGAUUUUGUGUUGAAGAAAUGAAGAAUGGAAUUCUCAACACCACCAAUGGAGGAUUAUCUAGCAAUGUUUUUUGGGCUGAAGAAAACUGGUCAUGAGUAGGAGUGUGACACUUUGGAAAUCUCUGAGAAGUUUACACAUCGCUCAGGCGUGCUUUAAUUUAUAUGUGUGACUUUUUCAAAGAACUUUUCAAAUGCCAGAAUUAUUUGUGUUUGAAUAUCUGAUCAGUUGAGAUGCUGUGAUUAUACUGUCAUAAGUUUAUUAUUUGAGUUUGUAUGCAGUUGGAUAUAAUGUGUUUAUCAAGAUUUCUUUUGUGAGGUGCAACACCCAUAAAAUGUAUUCACUGUCUUGGAAAGGUUCCAUGUUUUGAACACUGUAUCACAGUGCACGUAAUUAGGCAAUUUUGACACUGAUAUCUCCUUGAUUGAGACCUUGAUGCCAAAGUGUAAACUGAUUUGAAUUAACUUAUAGCCUAAGUAUUCACCCCCUUCAAAUCAGUAUAUAUUAGAGGCACCCAUGGCUGCAUUCAUUGCCUAUAGCCCAUCUUAUAAAAUCUAAAGUAACUUUAUAUUCUGGGUUGUCUUAUUGGACAAUAUAUUUUCCCUCAAGACAUAGUUCACUUACAGACUGCAGCAAGUCUUCUUGUAUGAUUUACUUGUAUUUUUCUGCAUUCGUUGUAACCUCUACCCUCACAAGCCUUCUGGUUCCUGCUUCAGAUGAGCGUACUCCCAUCAUGAUGCAACAACCACCACCAGGCUUCGCAGUGGUUAUCAUGAUUUUCUGGUAUGUCUGGAUCAUGGGGUACAGCAAACUUACGGUAGUAUGAUGACCAAAAACCUCAGAACAUAGAACUUCUCCUACCAUCUGGCAAGCCCUAGCUAAGAUAUUCAGAAUGUUUGUUAACAGUAGCUUUCUUACAAGAGUAUAGUUACUUAAUGCAUUGCAGAGGCAUUGAAUGAUCACUUGUCUUCAUGAUAUUUACAUCUUGUUGAUAAAGUUAUAUUUUAUUGAAAAUCACUUGUCACACCUUUGCUACACACAGGAUAUCAACGUGUGAUAUUGUAAAUCAAUUUAUUGUACCAGAGAUGAUUUAGCUGUGUGGUACUUUGACAUUAAAUAAUGCUUUCUUCUGGUUAUCACUGUCACAAAGGCCAAAUUACAUCCUCUCUGUUGAUGCAAUAAGUUGAGACGGCUGGGGGAACUGACCCCCAUAUAGGUACUGAUUAUGUCACUGUAUGCACUGAUUGAAGUGCAAAAAGUUGCAAGGUAAUGCUUGUUUUAAGUGGUAACACUUGGUCUUGUGUACUUA